AUGAAUGGAAAAAUGAUUGAAAAUAAGAAAGCACUUAUCAUAAAAAUUAUAAAUGAUAAAAGGGAAUUGUCAUUUGUGAUAAAAGUCAAAUGUUCAUUUUGCUCAAAGAAAUAUUUUUCUAAAUAUCAUGCUGAAGAUUACUUAUGUAAGAAAUCUCUUCCUGAAGAUGAUCCUAGAUGUUGGAAUAUACUUGGUAUAAAGAUGAUUAAAUAA
This is a messenger RNA of Cetraspora pellucida, 213 nucleotides long. NCBI's taxonomy places the organism in Eukaryota, Fungi, Glomeromycota, Glomeromycetes, Diversisporales, Gigasporaceae. The record is from the annotation of a GenBank genome assembly.